AUGACGAACGAAGGCCUUGCACCUUUUCAUUGGAAUCGAAGGAGAUUGCUUCGGAAACAGAGUCACUAUGAAUCUUCCAGUAAAGCCAAUCGACAGCUGGUCGUCGUCUUCUGACUCUCUUUGCUCGAGGAGGGGCUCAAAUUCAUAUUAACUUCCGAGCAGCAAUUGCCCGUAACUCAUGGCCGUGGUCGCGCGAGCAUCCCCAUUCCAGCCUAUACUUCUUCUUCUCUUCUUCUUCCUGGCGCCAGCCCGACCAACACAUCUCGCGCCAUCGCCACUUUAGCCGCCACUCCAUCCCCGUCGCUGCCAUCUUCCACAUCGCCAUCUUCAGUUAUUGCAACUGAGACUGUCCGACGGGCCAACCAGCCUCAACAACCCAAGCCUUCGUCAGCCACGAAAAUUGCUGAACUCUUCGGCCAAUCGGACUCAUUCGGUUCAGUGAACCAGACCAGACUGAAGCGCUGCUUCUCCACCCCUCUGGCCCCUCGGACUCUCGCCUCCUCAGUUGCUUCCUCGUCAAAAGAUAAUGCUUCUACGGUGGCAGAAGAGACGGCAGCGCCAGUUCUGUCCAAG
Messenger RNA from Protopolystoma xenopodis, 573 nucleotides. Lineage: Eukaryota; Metazoa; Platyhelminthes; Monogenea; Polystomatidea; Polystomatidae. The record is from the annotation of a GenBank genome assembly.